Molecule: messenger RNA, 1116 nt
Organism: Filobasidium floriforme
Lineage: Eukaryota; Fungi; Basidiomycota; Tremellomycetes; Filobasidiales; Filobasidiaceae
Product: peroxisomal membrane protein 4
Exons: 6
Coding region: 87-857 (256 amino acids)
Cellular component (GO): peroxisomal membrane
Source: RefSeq, a predicted model, not a curated record
GCUCAAAGCUGUUAUCGGGGAUAACAAGUUUAGAGGACAGUCACUGCCUUCGGUUACGUAUCGUUAUAGAGAAGCAGCCCUCUAACAUGUCUGAACUACAGCAAUUCUUGUCAAAUCCUCUAUACCAUGACCUGUUCUCCAUAAUCAAGGGUGCUAGGAAUGGUUUCGUGUACGGCUGCAAGAUCCGUUUCCCUCACGCUCUAGUGAUGACCCUCCUGUUCUCCAACCGAUCCUGGCCAGAGAAGGUCCGAGCCAUUUACACCGCCACCUUGACACAUGCGAAGAAUUUGGCCAAGUUCGUCACGGUGUACAAGCUGCUGUUGAUCUUGCAACGGAGACUCCGAGCCGGAGUCGGAGCCGGAGCUGGAAAUGCAGAGAGGACUGGGGUAGCUGGGAAGAGUAUUGGAGCUAAGGGUGUGGAGAGAGGGCUGGAUUCGUUCGUCGCAGGGCUGGUUGGAGGAUAUUGGGUGUUUGGCGAGCGGACGGCGAUCAACGAACAAAUCGUUCUCUACGUCUCCUCCCGAGUGCUCGCCUCAUUCCUCCCUCGACUCCUGUCAUCGGCAUCUGGUACCGCUUCACUACCCCCAACAUCACCCUCGAGCUCGAUCUUGCCAGCCAACCUUCGACCACUCUCCACCCUGUCCCCUCUGACGUCCAAGGCGGCCAACCCGCGUCCGAUCCCACCUGCCGAUACGCCGUUUGCGAUUUUCGCUGCUCUGAGCUGGGGUCUGGUGAUGUACGUCUACAGACAUCAUGGAGAGAGGCUUCAGCCGGGCAUGGUCAACAGCAUGUCUUAUCUGUACCGAGAUUCCGAGGCUUGGAGUAGUUUAAAGACGCUCUUGUGGCACAACAAGUAGACGUUACAUCGGAAUCUACUCAUGAUGCAAAGCGCAAGAGAUAACAGAGGAUUCAACGGACUUCAAGGGAGGGAACGAUGAGGAUCACGACAUAAAAGACAGCUAGAACCUUCCGCGGCACGAAGAUCUGAACUCAUGCAAUGCAACGCCAACGAGCUAUCACCCACAUACUGAUAGAGUAUCAUCCAGGAUUGUAUCGUGUAUCAAGUAGUUCUGCCAUUACCGAUAGUCGAUGACCAGGACGAUCGUAUUAUUUUGA